Molecule: messenger RNA, 1011 nt
Organism: Adineta ricciae
Lineage: Eukaryota; Metazoa; Rotifera; Eurotatoria; Adinetida; Adinetidae
Source: the annotation of a GenBank genome assembly
AUGGGAACGACAAUGGAUUCGACCGACUUGUACACACUUUGGAAGCAUGAUGAACAGUUACAACAUCGUCAAACAUUCGUUCCGUCGAUAUCAAAUGCAAUACCAUUCAAAUCUGAUUCGAGCAAAUUUCUUGUACCAUCGUUCAGUCAAGUUUUCUAUACCAAUGGCUAUUCGUCAAUGAAAGAAGAUCAUCAUUACGAAAGAACUUUAUUCGACGAAGAAAUGGAAGUACCAACUAUUGGCACCGAAAGAAAGAAUUUUGAUAUUGCUGAAACAAUCACCUUCGAUAUCAAUGGAGCAUCUACUCGUUUGCCAUUAAUGUGCAAAAUGAUUAUUUACCAGCAAGGUGCAGUGCAUGAACGUGAGCCACCGAUCAUUGUUCGUGAUGUAUGCGUGCAAUGGAACGGCCUCGACCGUCCUCGUAGUCAAAGCUCAGACAAUUUAACAUCUUUAAACGAUAGUACUUUACACCGAACAAGAAGCAGCGAUUAUUUACUGGAUGGAUCGGUGAAAUCUACCAGUAGAAAAUGUUAUCAGAACCGAAAUCGAUGUUUGUCAAUGGCAUCGUCGGUUACAGAAGAUGACGAUGAUGCGGCUUCGAUAAUCACGGCUGGUGGGACAAUACAACAUCGUGUAUCUCACUUACUACAACGUCACAAAUAUUCACGUCAGAUUGAUACGAAUAUCUUGGGCCGAAAUGAAUUCUAUUCGAUUCCAUUCUAUCAAUAUCGCGGACGUCGCUACGGGCAAAAAGAUGUCGCAACACAAACGAAUGAAUUGGAUAGUUUAGAUGAUACUCUGCGAUCAUCAGAUAAUUGUCCGGCAACGGCAUACUCAGUGACGAUUAUACUUUCUGUAAGUGGUGGUUCGAGAAGUUCAAGGCAUCCAAAAAUCUAUCAAGUCAAUAUUCCAAUGGAUAAUCGAAGCAACCAUACAACAGUUGGUUACAUAAAUACGAAACAGUUCGUAACAAUUAAACGGACGUUUCACGGGCAAGAUAUCGAUGUUUAA